UUAAAGCCGGGUUAAGUCUUCGCCGCUCCCACCCGGCCCUGCCCACCACUAGGGAGCUCAGAAAGCGCUCUCGCCCUGUGCGCUACUUGGAAUCCCAGAAAGACCUGCGAGGGAGUCGGAGGCGCACGCAGCUGGGGAGGUGGCGCCGAGCGCACGGGAAGCGCCGCGAACCCUCUCCGCGAGCCCCACCCUUGGUGCGCUGCGCGCCCGGCCCUGCCCCGGGUGCGCUUCGGGGAGGAGCGGCUCUGGGCAACAGGUGCAGCCGGAGCCGGUCGGCAGCACGGGUCUGGAGCUGCUAAGGCGCCGAGAGGACUUUCACCUGCAGGGCUGCAGCCGGCGGGUCCCGGGGUCGGCGGCCGCGCGGCGGUCGUAGACGCGGGGCCAGGAAGACGCCUGUGCUCCCCGCCGGACAAGAGCCAGCUCCGCGCCCCCGCGCCGGCUGUCCAACGCCCGGCACGAAGACUGCGCUGCCAGGCGCGGCUGCCCCGCCGCGGCGCCGGCUCUCCUGCGCAUCGGCGGAGGCUCCGGUGGAAACUCGCGCGCUGGCACUCGGGGCGGGACCCCCGGCGCCGGCUGCCCGUGGCAGACAGCCUGCCCCGCCACCCCGCGUCCCGGGCGCCCCCGCGGGCCAUGGAGCUGGCUGCAGGGAACCUCAGCGAGGGUAACGCGAGCUGGCCCGAGCCGCCCGCCGCCGAGCCCCGGCCGCUGCUGGGCGUCGGCGUGGAGAACUUGGUCACGCUGGUGGUGUUCGGCCUCAUCUUCGCGCUGGGUGGGCUACGUCUCCUGCGAGUGGCAGUGUUUUUUGAUGUCACCCGAAGGUUCUGUGAACAGAUGUGCUGGGGAGUGACGAGAGGAGUGGAGGCCCCGGGGGCCAAGCUGGAGAUGGUUCCGGAAGGCUUUUCAGCAGGGGUGCCCAGGGGCAUGGAGGAGGGGCAGACAGUCCUCAGUCAUCUGCAUAAAAAGUUGAAGAACAUGUCCAAGAAGUCAGAAGUGUCCAAGAAAAAGACGGCGCAGACGGUCCUGGUGGUGGUGGUGGUGUUUGGCAUUUCCUGGCUGCCACACCACGUCAUCCAUCUCUGGGCCGAGUUUGGCGUUUUCCCGCUGACCCCGGCCUCCUUCCUGUUCCGGGUCACUGCCCACUGCCUGGCCUACAGCAACUCCUCCGUGAACCCCAUCAUCUACGCCUUCCUCUCUGAGAACUUCAGGAAAGCCUACAAGCAAGUGUUCAAGUGCCACCUCCGCCACAAGUCCCCGCUCAGUGACAACAGGGAAAACAAGAGUCGGGUGGACACCCCCUCAUCCACCAACUGCACCCACGUGUGAGGAAGGAGAGGCCGGGCUGCUCUGGGUGUUGUCUCUGCUUGUGGACCAGACACGUAACACACACAACCUGCUGUCACAUUGGUUUCACUGAAUCCCACGUGCGUUGAGAAGUGCCCUGAACCACCCAGGAGAUUCUUAGGUCCCGCGAGCGUUGUUUUCCAAUUUUAUUUUAUUUUGAAAGCAUAUAUCAGAAGCUGUAUAGUUUUAUACCUCCUACGAAAUGGAAGUUUAGUACAAGUCCAUAGGUAAUGAAUCAAUGUCCUGAGAGUUUAGUAGAAUUCUGUUAGUUCCUUCUAGAACAAGGAGCAACCCCAUCCGGAAUUUUUGUAAUGUAUCUUUUAAAGCAGACUUAUUUAGAAAACCUCGUGCUUUGAUUUUUCAAUUUCAAAGGCAGAGGUGACAUUAGCGGCCGUGUUUCCAGGUGUGGUCGCGGACCCGCGAUGGGGAUGUUUGCCUCUCUGACGUCACUGUGGAGACACCGCGGGGUUGAAGCCGACCCCCUGAGAUCCCCCCGCCGGCCGCCGUCGUGGGUGGAGCUUGUGAGGUUGUGCUCGGCCCCCUGCGAUUCCCAGCUCCCUCAGCUUCACUGCAGGAGGCUGGUGCCGUGCCGUGCCGUGCCGUGCCGUGCGGUGCCGUGCGGUGCCGUGGCUGCUGCUCUGAGGGUGGCAGACUACACCGUGAGCUCAGACUGUGGAGUUCACUAACCCAAGCCAGGAAGGCGCCAAGGGCGACUGUCCUCGCAGGGCAGGCCCUCAGGGAGUCUGAGAGGAAAGUGGGUGUUGAAGUUUGAUACAGCUUGAGUGUCCUUAGUCAAGGUGGUGAAAUCCGAAAUGUUUUCAAACGCAAAGCUGUUUGAGCACCCACACGAUGCCAGAAGUGGAAAACUCCACACCAAGAAGCUUUCUUUCACACACAAAACUGCUGAAAGUGUUGAGUAAAAUUGCCCCCAGGCUACGUGCAUGCAUAUGAAACAUAACGACUUUUGUGUUUAGACUUGGGUCCCCUCCCCAAGACAUCUCACUGUGUAUUUUUUUUAAAGAUUCAUUUAUUUGUUUGAAAGUCAGAGUUACAGAAAGAGAAGGAGAGGUAGAGAGAGAGAGAGAGAGGUCUUCCAUCCUCUAGCCCACUCCCCAGUUGGCCACAAUGGCCGAAGCUGCGCCAAUCCGAAGCCAGGAGCUUCUUCCGGGCCUCCCACGCAGGUGCAGGGGCCCGAGGACUUGGGUCAUCUUCUUCUACUUUCCCAGGCCACAGCAGAGAGCUGGAUCGGAAGUGGAACAGCCAGGACUAGAACCAGUGCCCAUAUGGGAUGCCGGGACUGCAGAUGGCGGUUUUACCCGCUGUGCCACAGUGCCGGCCCUCACUAUGUAUUUUGAAGUAUUCCCAAAUUCCCUCCCUCCCUCCCGCCAAAAAAAAAAUUCUGAAACACUUCUGAUGCCAAGACGUUUGGGUAAGGAAUAUCCAACUUGUCUGUGUACUUGGCCAAAGCAUUCGCUGUGCCUUGAAUGGAACCUACCAGAAAGGAGAGGUCAGGAGUGCCAGUGAGGAGGAGGUGUGGGCAGUUAUUUCCACGGGGUGACGAUCAGGCCGGUGGAGCAGUGGUCCUGCAGUGCGCAGAGGGCUGGCCACACCAGCCUGAUUCAGAUCGCGCUGGGGCACAGCCGCCCUGUGAGUGGGGACGCCUCUGAUGCCUGCGUGUGGCUUUUUCGUUACAUUUCUGGAGAUACUUAAUGCACGUUUGCCCAAAUGUUGUUCCCUCUGGAAAUGUCAGUGUGGGCUUAAAGCUGUCACCACUUCAGCUCCAAAUGUUUUCAUGACAAUGUCAGAAUCAUUCAUGUUUACAUUAAGAAACGGUAGGGAAAUCUCAAAGUUUCCUACAGUAGAGAAGUACUUUUUGAAUUCUAAGACUCUGAUAUAUUUUCAGAGCACAUAAAAGCAUGGAGUUUUUCAGAAAAGCAUUUUGUGUGACACACACUUGUGCCAAAUCCAUGUGAAAAUAUCCAUGUGAAAUACCACACUCCAGAUGAAAGAACGCACUCAACGUGAGCCCUUGGCACGCCGGUUCUUCCAGCAAGGAUUCACUGUCACUAAUCGCAUUCCAGGGAGCCCUGUUGACAUCGCAAAGCCCUAAGCGACUACCCGGACAGGAGAGAAGGUGAGAAAUGACGGGGAAUGGCCGGCCCUCCUGGCUGUUGCCGGGGACAGAAGUUGUGCCCAGAGCAGGUGAGUAUUUGAGAGUUUUCAGCCCCUCGCGGGCAUGUGUUUCACACUUCAUUCACGCAGAGGAGCAGGGAUGCCUUAUCCCGACACUGCUGCUCGUGUAGGGCUGCCCUGGUCUGGACUCGGGGGUUGGGAGCACUGAGGAACGGCCGCCGCUGCUUCCUGAGAGGCCCAGAACGCGGCAUCGGCCGGCGUGGCCCCCUGGCUCCCCGAGAGCUGCCGUGGGCAGGAGCUGGGGGCGUGGCGCUCAGGAGAACCCUGGCACUUCCAGUCCCCAAGUGGGGGGCAGACGCGCAGCCAUUCUACUUGGCUGUUCCUCCUCCGCGUAGCCCAGGUUGGCUCCACUCCCAAAGCCACGUUGAUGCUGAUGACGACUCACACCCUCAGAAAGCGGCCGCUGUGUAAUGUUCUCAGAGUGAUGAGGACUUGUGGAAGAACCUGGGACAGCCCUGGCCUUGCCCGCGGGGGAGGCCACGGCCCCUGCGAAGCACCUGCUCUUGCCUGCCCGAGGACGGCUCCCGCCGCGCCUCCCCACCCGGCGGCUGGCGCAGGAGGAACACUGCUGCCUUCGCGGGCGGCCACGGUUUGCAGGAACCAGAUGCCU
Molecule: messenger RNA, 4144 nt
Organism: Oryctolagus cuniculus (rabbit)
Lineage: Eukaryota; Metazoa; Chordata; Mammalia; Lagomorpha; Leporidae
Source: RefSeq, a predicted model, not a curated record